UAUUUUAUGUUGUGGUUGUAGUUUUAUCGAUCUUCACCGAUGGGUCUUGUUAUAUCUGUCUGUUAAGGAGCAUAAACUAUAUGUCGCUUUAUACCGACGGGUGACAGUGUCAGUUCUUUCAUAAAUAUAUGUAAAUGUUCCAGUAGGUCUCGAACCAUUCUCUAGAUGUCCUAGGCGAUGUCUGCAUGCAUUUCGUUACAGUGUCGGCAAUUCUUUUACGUUUUAUUCUAAUAAAACCUCGCUGAAAGUAAAUACGUCACGAUGAAGAGAGCGGUGAACCCACGUCGAUCAGUUGCUCUCGGCCUGAAAACCUGCCAGAAAGACCAGAUGAAACGGCCUUCCGGUUUGCAUUACGGCGAUCAAUUGGACGCUGAUUCGUUAGCAGGAGACGAAGAACCGGAAUUCAAGAUAGGCAUUCCCGGCUCUCGAGCUCUUUUUGGGAAAACGACCCAUCCAUUACGACGAGUCUUCUGGAUCUUGUUGACUCUUGUCUUCUUCUUUUUGGCUGCUGUCCAAGUUCAGGAUCGAAUCGACUACUAUGUGAAGACGCCCACACGCAAAGACUUGGUCAUUAUUAACAAUGAUACUCUCAUCUUCCCUCACGUAACUAUAUGUUUUGGACCGGGCAGAACUUUCAAUUAUUCAGCCAUGGAGGCAAUGCGUCAAAAUGCCUCACUUGCAAUGGGAAUUAACCCGAAUGACGUCCAAAUGCCGUACGACCUUCUCUCGCUGACGACACUGACCACCUUGUGGAACGAAAUCGGACACGACAUUGGCGUCAUGUUCGAAACUGGGUCCUCAAAAUGUUGGUUCGGUCGCGGGAAACCGUGUAAGGAAGUUGGCGAAUGGCGCCAGCUCCAUACCGUUCUAGGUCCGUGUUCUUCCUUCCACGUUCGACAUCCUGUUAAAGAGACUGGCCUCUUUAACGGCCUCUACAUGCAAAUGGAGACAAACGCCCCAUCUGAUUCCUGGAUUUACUUUAUUCAUCCAGCCAACAUCGAUCCGGCAUUGAAGUUUUACGACGAGAAACAUUACGAACUUCUUAAUACAAACAACGACGUUAAAAUCCGUUUCUAUCAGGCAUUGAAUGAGAAGUUGGUAAACGUCUGGCACCAUCCAUGCGAAGACGCCGUCGACUACUCGAUUGAGAACUGUGAACUUGAAUGCUUCAGUGAGCAACUAGUCCGUCGGUCUGGCUGCCAACUGCCUUUCAUGAAAUUGGCCAAUUCAUCACAGUUACACAGCAGAGAGACUUAUCCGACGUGCAACACGUCGGCUUCUUAUCGCAUCGCUGACGAGGAACUGCGGCUGAUGCUUAGUGGCGACGAUACUCGAUGGAAUCGAUCCAGUUGCAACUGCAAGCCUCCGUGCCACACUACUUAUUACCAAAUCGAUAAAGAGAAAGUGGUGGCCGACAUCAGACCCGAACGACUUCGGUUACGGAUCUUCUUUCAGGAUAAAACAUACGAGAAACUCACGGAGAGUCUAGUCUACAGCCUGACAACUCUCUUUUGCGACAUUGGCAAUUCAAUCGGCCUGCUGCUGGGAGCCAGUGUUUUGACGGUAUGCGAAACGUUGGAAUGGGGAUGUUUCCGGCUCAUCCGUUGUUUAAUGUCAGUGACGGCCGGUGCGGGACGAGCAAAUAAAUCACAAAAGGUCCAUCCUUGUCCCAUACCGUCAGCUGGUUAGAUGCGUCUAGCCGAAUGUGAAGAAGAAACAAGCCAACUUCCUUGUAGUAAGAAGUAUGAUAAUACGCUUUACAGUUGGCAAACAUAAUCGAAUUGGAAAUAAUUGUUGUACGUUUGUACUGGUAAUAUUGAAUGCCCAAAUAAAUAUA
Daphnia magna is the source of this 1837-nucleotide messenger RNA. Its product is annotated as acid-sensing ion channel 1B. Gene Ontology annotation, biological process: sodium ion transmembrane transport. Gene Ontology annotation, cellular component: membrane. The transcript is spliced from 9 exons. The record is from RefSeq and is a predicted model, not a curated record. NCBI's taxonomy places the organism in Eukaryota, Metazoa, Arthropoda, Branchiopoda, Diplostraca, Daphniidae. The coding region runs from base 262 to 1689 and encodes 475 amino acids. Gene Ontology annotation, molecular function: ligand-gated sodium channel activity.